This is a messenger RNA of Durusdinium trenchii, 3080 nucleotides long. Lineage: Eukaryota; Dinophyceae; Suessiales; Symbiodiniaceae. The record is from the annotation of a GenBank genome assembly.
AGCUGCAGCAUGUUCGUCCAACUUCGGAGGUCCUCCUAGUGACUGCACCUCCUGCCAUGGCGAGCAUCGCACGGCGGGGAUGACGAUCUUCGUGCGAUGACGUCAUAUCGCUUUACCAACCUACUGGGCGCCACAUACAAGGGCGGAAGUUUAGAGUAUACUCCUGAUGGCAAUGUUCUCCUCAGCCCCGUGGGGAACCGGGUGAACGCCGUGGAUUUGGUGCAAGGGAGGUGUGUCACCUUGGAACCGGAGAACCGUGAGGAUGUGGCCUUGUUGGCUCUGACGCAGGAUGGACGACUCCUUUUGUCAAUUGACGUGAGUGGCCAUGCCUUGUUGAUCAAUUUCGUGCGGUGCUCUGUGCUCACGCGGAUCAACUUCAAGGGACGAGUGCAUGCUGCGAAGUGGAGCCCCAAUGGCAAAUGGCUGGUGGUAAGCCAUGCACGAAAAACCAUGCUUUGGAGGACGCCAACCGUUGAGCUUGGAUGGCAGUUUGUCAAAGAGAAAGUGGUGGCCGGUCAUCACGAUGACGUGGUGGACUUCGCUUGGACCUCCAACUCGAAGUUCUUCGCCUCGAGUUCCAAGGACGGCACGGUGCGCCUUUGGUGCACGGAGUACUUGGAGGACUUUCAGCCCAUGGCCUUGCUGGAGCACCGAAGCCCCGUGCGUGCGGUCUUCUUCUCGGAGGACAUGCACUAUAUCUACAGCAUGUCCAGAGAUGGGGUGCUGGUCGCUGCCAAGUACACCUUGAAGGAGGACACCACGGCUGACGAUGAGGAGAUUCACUUCUAUUGCCGGCCUGGCAAAUGGGCGGUGGAAUCCAAGGCCUAUUGCCAGCAGCCCAUGUACAACAAAGUCACACGCUGUGAUUUCGACCGCCAGUCCCGACUGCUGGCAGUGGGCUUCAGUUUAGGCGUCCUCAUGCUGUUUGAGAUGCCAUCACUACAAGCGCUCCAGACCUUGAGCUUGGGCCAGGAGGCACUGGAUGCCGUGCGCUUGGGGGCCAAGGGUGACUGGCUUGCAGUUGGAUCUGGCGCGGUGGGUCAGCUCCUGGUUUGGGAAUGGCGCUCCGAAACCUAUGUGCUGAAGCAACAAGGGCACCACUGGGGUGUGAAGUGCUGCGCCUUUUCCCCGGGCGCUGUGACCUUAAAGCGCGGCAAGGCCUUGGCCAGCAACGAAGCUCGCCCGGAGGAGCGGAGCAGCGCCCUGGGUGGACGGCUCUUAGCCACAGGUGGCUAUGAUGGAAAGGUGAAGCUCUUCAAUGCACAAAGUGGCCUUUGCUUCGUCACCUUUGCCGAACACACGGCGCCCGUGCAGCAGGUGUGUUUCACGCCUCAAGGCAAUGCGGUGCUGAGCGCCUCCGCGGACGGCUCGGUGCGUGCCUUCGACCUGCUCCGCUACCGGAACUUCCGCACCUUCGCGUCGCCGGACGGGCUGUGCCAGUUCUCCAGUUUGGCCGUGGAUUCUGGGGGUGAGAUUGUGGCAGCCAGCGCCAAAGGCGGGAAGUAUGCCAUCUAUGUGUGGUCCAUCCAGACAGGGAACAUCCUUGAAGUCCUCACUGGCCAUACAUCUCACGUUCAAGCCUUGCACUUCUCCCCCUCUGCGGCGCACCCUGGGCAGCUGGUGAGCGGCAGUUGGGAUGGCACCUUGAACGUGUGGGACCUCUAUGCGGGCACCCGCGGUGGUGCGGCAGAGGCGCUGCAGUGCUCCUCAAGCGUUCUAUGCGUUUCUUUCGACCCCCGCGGCAAUGACCUUCUAGCGGCGAGCUGCCUCUCUGGACAAAUUCUUUUCUGGAACGUGACCACGGCACAGACGGUGGGCUCGAUCGACGGGCUGCGGGAUAUUCAGAGCGCCCGGCAGUGGCAUGACAUGUUUUCAGCCAUCAACGCCAGAGGCGUCAAAGCUGGACGUGGCAUGCGCAAACGCAAUCCCACAGAUGGGCUGAACUUCAAUCAGCAUUACAAUUCGAUAGCCUAUGCCAAAAGUGGCGAACUGCUCCUGUGCUCUUCGCAGAAUUCGCCUUCGGUCUCGCUCUAUGAUACCACAUCAUAUGCAUUGACCUCCAGGGUGACACUGACUAGCAACCGGAGCUUGAGUGGAGUUCAGGCAUUCCUGAACAGUAAGUUCAUGACAGAGGCUGGCAUCUCCUGGAAGCAGUACGACCUGUCAGACAGUGAGGCAGAUGACCUCCAAGUCUUCAAGGAACAGGAGCGGCGGCGGAAAGCACUUGCCUUGCCAGGCGUCUCGGUUGGAGAAGCCAAAGAUGCCUACUCCGACAAGGAGCUUCAUCUUUGGAGUGUUGCCUUCAGUGCUGAUUCCCAGCAGUUUGCGGUGGCCACCACUCAUGGGGUCUUCGUGUACAGCCAGGAUGCUGGUGGCAUCGCGGGCAUCUCCGGCGGGAUCUAUGGCGGUGACAGUCGCUUCGUGCCGCAGAUCCUGACCAAAGCGGUGUCCGCACCGGCGGUGCUGAAGGCCUUGGAGGACGGCGAGAUCUCCAAGGCAAUGAUCCUGGCUCUGGCACUGAACGACUAUGCCCUGUUGCGAAAGGUCUAUGAGCAGGUCCCCGUGUCCUCCAUCGAGCUGGUGGUCGCUUCGAUCGGUGCUCCCUUGCUGCCGGCGCUGCUGCGGUUUUUGAGCCUUGAGCUGAAGCCUCAGACAGGGACGCCACAUUAUCAGUUCCACGUGCUUUGGAUCUCCUCUUUGAUCGAUCUCCACUUCCAGACCUUGCUUGAGAUGAGCAGCGGCCGGGCGCUUCGAACUGGUUCUUUGGAAUCCUCCAGCUCCGAUGUGGCGGCACUAUGCUUGCAGCUGCUGGUGGAAUUGUCCCAGAGACAUGCUGGUAUGUCCAAAAUCUUUGAGAAGAAUACCUACUCGCUGCGAUUCCUGGGCAGUGUGCCCAGUGAGACCGGAGACGAAGAGGUAGGGAAUGAAGGUAAGGAGAUCAAGGAGGAGACGAAGCCAGCUCCAGAUUUAGAGGAGGAAGCUGAAGCCGAAGCUCCACUCGUUGAAGAAGAACCACAGCUCGCUGCGCCAAAGAAAAAGAAGAAGCGCCGCUUGAAUACCUGAGAAAUGCCUCACGCCAA